AUGACAGAAGACUCAAGUGAAAACAGAUACAAAUGCCUCUACCUGCAGCUACUCACAAAUACAAAACCUUAUUGGAGACACAAAAAGAAACCUCUGUAUAUCAGGGCGAUUACUUCAAUUUGUCAGUUCAACCAAAGUUAUUUGGAAGCCAACUCUGACUAUGGUAGGGCAUUGGACUGGGAUACCUAUCCCUCAAUAACAGACAUUAAGAUAACUUUCAAUGACACACUGGACAAUCUUAAAUCAAAAAAGAGUGAAACAAACCCUUCGGUGUACCACCAGGUGGUUCACAAUACAUUGAACCAGAUAUGGAAAGACUCUCUGAAAAUAUUCUCAGAUGGCUCAAAAACUACAGACGGAACAGGAGCAGCAAUCUGGAUUCCUCACAUGAAUUUAGAGAGAAAAUUUAAAUUACCUCUAAAUGCUUCUAUAUACACAGCAGAACAGUUUGCCCUUUUCGAAUGCACCAAAAUCCUGAAAGAAAUCCCACAAGAUAAUGUUCUGAUCUGCAGUGACUCACAAUCUGCAAUAAAAGCUCUCAAGAAUAUUAAAAAUGGCUUAAUUAAAGAUAACAUGUGUCUAGAAAUCAUAAGAAAUUGCCUACUAUCUGAGAAAGAAAUCUCCUUCCAAUGGAUUCCUAGUCAUAUUGGUUUAAAACAUAAUGAGACUGUUGAUCAACUUGCCAAACAAGCUGUUACCGAGGGAACAGAAGUCAAAGACAUAUCUUUACCGAUUUCGGACUUAAAAGCAUAUCAGAAAAAAAGACUCUUAAAACAAAGAAACAUCCGGCUACAAGUUUCAACCAAGGCAGCCUGGUACAGAACAAUACAAAACAAUAGUAUGCUUAGACCUUGGUACUUUGGCCAAAAAAUGACUAGAUCUGAAAUGAUUAAUAUCAUUAGACUGAGGAUUGGUAUAGCAAAUGUUAAUAAACAUUUGCAUAAAAUUAAACAAUAUUUUACACCUUUGUGUAUACUAUGCACCAAUGGUGUCACAGAAACUAUAGAACAUCUUUUGCUUGAAUGCCCACAUUAUGAUUACGCAAGAGCACAAUGUUUCAGGAGAAUCAACAAAUUUCCAAAUGACAAUACCUUUGAAAAAGUGAGGAAAAUAUUGGCAAGUGAAGAUGUACAACUAUACAAAGAAAUAAAUUCCUUUCUGAAGGUUAUAAAAAGACGAAUAUGA
Messenger RNA from Macrosteles quadrilineatus (aster leafhopper), 1185 nucleotides. RefSeq lists its product as uncharacterized. Lineage: Eukaryota; Metazoa; Arthropoda; Insecta; Hemiptera; Cicadellidae. The record is from RefSeq and is a predicted model, not a curated record. Gene Ontology annotation, molecular function: nucleic acid binding; RNA-DNA hybrid ribonuclease activity. The coding region runs from base 1 to 1185 and encodes 394 amino acids. The transcript has a single exon.